Penicillium canescens is the source of this 1575-nucleotide messenger RNA. RefSeq names its product C2H2-type zinc finger protein. Gene Ontology annotation, biological process: regulation of transcription by RNA polymerase II. Lineage: Eukaryota; Fungi; Ascomycota; Eurotiomycetes; Eurotiales; Aspergillaceae. Bases 1 to 1575 code for a protein of 524 amino acids. The transcript is spliced from 2 exons. Gene Ontology annotation, molecular function: RNA polymerase II cis-regulatory region sequence-specific DNA binding; DNA-binding transcription factor activity, RNA polymerase II-specific. Gene Ontology annotation, cellular component: nucleus. The record is from RefSeq and is a predicted model, not a curated record.
AUGUGUGAUGGCUUCGUGGCCUGUGGUCCUUCUACUGUCUGCUCUGUUGCCAACUGCGAGGAUGACAACUGUGAUGAUAACGAUUGCGAAGACCACUGCGAAGAUAAUCAUUGUGACGAUAAACACUGUGACGAUCUCUGUGAAGCCGAUCACUGCGAAGAAACCAACUGCGAUACCACACACUGUGACAGUAUUGACCCUCUUUGCUUCGAGAGUCACUGCUGUGAUGGUACCGAGGGUCAAGACUGUUCAUUUGAUACACUGUUUGCACUCAACACUCCGCUGUCGCUGGACACAGGGAUGUUCCCAUCGACAACAAUGGGACACCAUCUCGGCCACGGAACUAAAGCCCUAGAGCACCCUCUACCCGUAACCAUCGAUCCAAGCCAACACCAUAAUUUCCUACACUCCUACCAGACACACGCUACCAACUGCGACCAGAAUGUACCCAACCACUUUGAGUGUCAUGACUUCCAGAAGGACUUGCAGGGGAUGUUUGUGGCGCCUUCUUUGCCGACGCAGACUGAGGUCAACCCGGCAGAGGUAUUCCAUAUGCUUGGAAUGUGUUCAGACUUCUCGAUAUGCCAGGACCAACACACUGGCACUCAAAACAACGUGUCACCCUUUGACAAACCUAAAACCGACCCGACGGACGCAUUCAACUGCUUCCACCCCGAACACCUUCAUGUUCACGGCCACUUCAAGAACCCUAAUGACCUCAACCUGACCACCUCAAGAGGACCUCAUCGAAACCACCAUCGCUGCCGAGUCCACCAUCAUGCCCACUCUCACCCAUACUCUCCCUAUUCACGACAGUCCCGCUCGAGUAUCAGCUCUCACCUCCUAUCUAGUCCAGGGGAGACUCCACCACCCCUCGAGGGUGGUGUCUCAUCUGUGCUGACCACCCCGGAUUUCUCUGAAGACAAUGAUCUGCAUAUUUGCAAAUGGUCAACAAAGAUCCAUGGAACCAAGGCCGCCUGCGGUGCUACUUUCGCCGAUGCCGGUGCUCUUCAAGAGCAUCUUGUCACCAGCCACAUGAAUACUGUGAAUGGCGCUAAGGGCAAUGGAUACUACUGCUGCUGGGAGGGAUGUCAUCGUCCAGAUGAGCCCUUCUCGCAAAAGUCCAAGCUCCAGGGUCACUUCCUUACGCAUAGUAACUACAAGAACUUCUCCUGUUCAGUAUGUGGAAAAGCAUUUGCUCGACAGGCGACGUUAGAUCGACACGAGCGCAGCCACCGUGGUGAUAAGCCGUAUUCUUGCAAGCAUUGUGGUAAAUCAUUCACAGAUAGCAGCGAGUUGAAAACACACUCCCGCACCCACACUGGCGAAAAACCAUUCAAGUGCACCUGGCCAGGAUGUAACUUUACUACUGGCGACUCUUCGAACAUGUCUAGCCACAGGCUGACCCACGGAGAACGAAGACACAAAUGUCAAUUCCCCGGAUGCACGAAAAGCUUUACUCGACCUGACCAACUUAAGCGUCACCAAAGGACAACACACAAAAUGGAGUUAUGCUCUACCUUACCUUCACCGAGUUCCGAUCACUUUACAAUGCCACCUUUCACCCUCGUCUAA